AUGGCGGCGCCCAGGAGCGCGGGAGCGGCUGUCCCGGGCCGCUGCCGAGGGCGCGUAGCUCGCAUGAAGCUCAGAGGCGGGCAGGGACCGCGCCGCGGUCCUGGGGGCGGCGGGGAGGGGUCCCUGAAGCGACUGAAGCUAGCGGUGGAGGAGUUCGUGCAGGCGACCUCCGAGGAAAAAGCCCCCGGGGGCUGCGAGGGGCGCGGCGGUCCGGUGGGCUUCCGCCCCGGCGGGAGGAAAAGCCGCAAGGAGCUGCGGAAGGAGAAGCGACACCUGAAGAAGGCGCGCCGCCUGCAGAGGACGGGCGGCCACGGCGGAGCUGGCUCGGACGAGGAGAGGGACAGCGCCCGCCGGGACCCUCCGCCUCCCGAAGAGCCGCGGCCGACCACGGCCCCCCCGGCCCAGGUCACGGGCCCUUCGGCCCAGACCAGACCCGCCGCUGCCGCCAGCGCCGCCGCCCGCAAACGUGCGCUCCUAGCGGCCAACGAGGAGGAGGACCGAGAGAUCCGGAGGCUGGAGCGCGGCCUCGGCCUGCACAGGCGCUACGGGAAGGGCGACGGCCACCGCCUGCCGCUCAGCUUUGCGCGCGACGGGCUGGACUACGUCCUGCGGGCCCUGGACAGGGGGCGAGGGAGCGGCGUGUACGAGAGCAGCGGCGGGGAGGAGGACGAGGAGCAGGCCGGACGGACUCCCCCCGAGAGCGCCUCCGAGAGCGACUCCGAGGACCGGAGCGAGGACGAGGAGGAUGGGGGUGAAGGGCAGCAGGCGGGCGCAGACAGAGGCGGAGCGCAGGAGAAGAGGCGGGACAAGAGAGUGCGCUUUGCGGAAGAGAAGCGCGGAGACGCGGAGGGAGGUGACGCGGCGGCCCAGCUGCAUCUCUGUGAAAGUGAUAAGUACAUUCACCCUCAUGUGAGGCAAGCUGAGGAGACGGUGGAUGUCCAGAAAAAGGAAGAAUUGGAAAGGCUAAGGAAACAUGUGAAGGGUCUAAUUAACAGGUUGAGUGAACCAAACAUGGCGUCCAUCAGUGGACAGCUGGAGGAGCUGUACAUGACCCACAGCAGGAAGGACAUGAAUGACACUCUGACCGCUGCCCUGCUGGGCGCCUGUGUUUCUGACACGGCUAUGCCCAGCAGGCUGAUGAUGGAGCAUGUUCUCUUAGUCAGCAUCCUGCACCACACGGUGGGAAUUGAGGUAGGGGCUCACUUCCUGGAGGCCGUGGUGCGGAGGUUCGAGGACGUCUAUAGAACUGGCAGUGAAGGGAAGGAAUGCGACAACCUGGCCACCAUCCUUGCCCAUUUGUACAACUUCCACGUGGUGCAGUCUCUCCUCAUCUUUGAUGUUUUGAAAAAACUUAUUGGAACUUUCACAGAAAAGGAUAUUGAACUGAUCCUGUUAAUGCUGAAAAACGUGGGCUUUUCACUGAGAAAAGACGAUGCUUUGUCUCUUAAGGAGCUCAUCACUGAAGCCCAGACCAAAGCCAGUGGGGCAGGCAGCAGGUUUCAAGACCAGACCAGGGUUCGGUUUAUGCUGGAGACAAUGUUGGCGCUGAAGAACAAUGACAUGCGCAAAAUUCCGGGCUAUGACCCUGAGCCCGUGGAGAAACUGAGGAAGCUGCAGAGGGCUCUCGUUCGCAACACUGGCUCGGGUUCAGAGACUCAGCUCCGUGUCUCCUGGGACAGCGUCUUGAAUGCUGAGCAGACUGGUCGCUGGUGGAUUGUGGGGUCUGCGUGGAGUGGGGCCCCGAUGAUUGACAACAGUCAUCGCACCCUCUUGCAGAGGCAGCUUUCCGGGACGGGUAGCUCAAAGAUACUGGAACUUGCCCGGAAGCAGAGAAUGAACACUGACGUCAGGAGAAACAUAUUCUGUACAAUAAUGACGAGUGAAGAUUUUCUGGAUGCUUUUGAAAAGCUUCUAAAGCUUGGACUUAAGGACCAGCAGGAGAGAGAAAUCGUUCACGUUCUCAUGGAUUGCUGCCUUCAGGAGAAAACCUACAAUCCUUUCUAUGCGUUCUUGGCUACCAAACUUUGUGAAUAUGAAAGGAGAUUUCAGAUGACUUUCCAGUUCAGCGUGUGGGACAAGUACCGGGACUUAGAAAACCUGCCUGCUGCUCAGCUCUCUAAUUUGGUGCACCUGGUGGCCCACUUGUUGAAGACCAAGUCACUUCCACUUUCCAUCUUAAAGGUAGUUGAAUUCAGUGAAUUGGACAAACCCAGAGUCCACUUUUUACGAAAAGUGUUAAAUAUGCUGUUAAUGGAAACAGAAGUUGAAGAUCUUGGUUUAAUUUUUGCAAGGGUAUCUGAAAACCCUAAGUUGGGGAUGUUGCGGGAAGGUUUGAAGCUUUUCAUCAGCCACUUCUUACUAAAGAGCGCCCAGGCCCACAAGAGAGCUGAUGAGGCCAACAUUCUGCGAGAGAGAGCCAACCUUGCUACAAGAUCUCUGCAGGGAAAAGCUUCCCUGAGAAUGUAGUCGGGGAAAUGUCCUUUGUAAACCCAGAGGCCUAUUCUGUUGUCUACGUGGAAAAGCUUGGUGAAGCUAUAUCAUGGCCAGUUGUGUUUAAAAUAUUAUAUUUUGAGAUAAUUUUUUGGUCCAAGGUUAUAUUGUAGUUGUGUUUUAAACUAUUUUCAAAUAACUUUACAUGUAUGGGGGGGAGGGGCAGACACACCGGACAGAGUGUUCUCUAGUGGGGCUGCUGUGUGUGAUUGUCUUAAUUUUUUUCAUAGAUAAUAGGCCACUAGAGGGUGCAGUUACAAAGAAAUUGAUGUCUUUUUAUCUUUUUUUUAUUUUGGUUAAAAGUUCAAAAAUCAUUAGUUAGACAUGCUGCUUGGUGUUUACUUGGCUGCUCUGAAGUGCGGAGUGCGGCAGAGCUGAGGGGAAGCGGCCCUGUGAGUGUCCUCUACACACCGUGCAGUGGGACAGGUGUUUUUCCUCGCCACUCAGCUCACAUUUCAGCAGUGAAGGAGAUCCUUUACCAUUUUUAUAUCUCCUACUCUUCAAUUCCAAGUUGUAAAUGCACUUGCGUAAACAGCUCUGAAUUCACCAAAUAGAUGCUGGACACUAAUGGGUGCUGCUUGCUUGCUGGGUUCUAGGAGAUGUAAACGUGAGUGAAACAUAAUUACUACCUGCGACGGAUUAACAUUUACCUAGUGAGAGACAAACACACCCCGCUUUCUGAGUGCAGAGAACUGAUGGAUCCUGUGAGGAGACAGAAGUGCCCUUGAUACUCGGCAUCUCCACACAUGCACCAAUGUUUGUUGUUCUUCCAGCCCUUAAAAUGUGCCUCUCUCUCUCAAGUGCUACAGACUCGGUUUAAAUCUCACCUUCAGUGGUUGAAAGAGUUACUGAGAUGUGAGUAUACAACAGCCCUUUAGACAUUAAGUUGCAGAAACCCGUCUGCGGCAGAGCACUGUCCACUUUACAAUGGCCACUUCGGGCUCAGAGGCACAGGCUGGUGAUGUCACUGCUGUGCAGAACACUCUCUUGUACUUUCGAUCUCAACAUGGCCCUGUAGGAGCUUGUGCUUAGAAAUCACUGUGUGAAGUCAUACUUGUUCGGUCCUGUCCCUCAGCUAAUCGUUUAAACUUUGAAACGUGCAAGCAACAUGAAAAACUGCUAGGGCUAAGAAUAACCACAGAAACAGCACAGAGGCUGUCUGGCCUUUCACAUGCAUGUUAGCCCUACCUUCAGAAACAAGCUCAUGCAACCUGAGGCCAAAUUAAAACGCUGUGUCUUCUAGCAGGUUCUGAACUUAGACAACACAGCAGCAGCAGGUAUUAAGAGAGGAAUGCAAGAAGGGAAGCCUUCACUUUUAUAUUAAGGGCUUUUAACAAAAAAUGUCUUUGCUGGGUGGUGAUUAGUGCACAGCAGAGCAGGUCCACAGUGAGAUAAGGAGCUUGAGCCAGGAUAUCAGUGAACACUGCUUCCUUCCUCGAGAAAGUCUUUCUACGGAGGAAAAAAUGUCAGUUGGGCUAAACAGUGUGCUUAAUGACCUAGUCCGUUUACAUUCUGAUGCGAGCUGAUCUUGCAGACCAAGCAGUUCACAGACAGGCAGCCAGUGUAUGGACCACGUUUGAGUAGCACAAGUGUAACUGAUGUUAAUGAGAAUUAAUUGUGUGUGCAGCUGCUAAGAUUAGGAAAAGAUACCAGUGCAGUGGUGCCAUCUAACGUCACUAUGUCAUGUGUACAGUAAACCUCGUUUGAAGUAUAGAUGAGUUCAAGCUGGUUUUUCUGCAAAAGAUAAAUUUCUGUAAACCCAUUUUUAUAUCUUUUAUUAUUAAAACAAUAAAAAUGUC
Molecule: messenger RNA, 4289 nt
Organism: Galeopterus variegatus (Sunda flying lemur)
Lineage: Eukaryota; Metazoa; Chordata; Mammalia; Dermoptera; Cynocephalidae
Product: nucleolar MIF4G domain-containing protein 1-like
Exons: 12
Coding region: 1-2466 (821 amino acids)
Biological process (GO): ribosomal small subunit biogenesis
Cellular component (GO): nucleolus
Molecular function (GO): RNA binding; protein binding
Source: RefSeq, a predicted model, not a curated record